Molecule: messenger RNA, 769 nt
Organism: Amaranthus tricolor (Joseph's coat)
Lineage: Eukaryota; Viridiplantae; Streptophyta; Magnoliopsida; Caryophyllales; Amaranthaceae
Product: protein FAR1-RELATED SEQUENCE 2-like
Exons: 2
Coding region: 101-769 (222 amino acids)
Biological process (GO): regulation of DNA-templated transcription
Source: RefSeq, a predicted model, not a curated record
ACAUAACCACCCGUUCUUGGUGUACAGAGAUGGUCAUGUAAGGGCAAAUAGGAUUAAUGUAGACAUUCGGGAGCACAUACGACAGCUUAGUGCAACCGGAAUGCAACCGGCCUUUAUUAUGAAUUCUAUUAGAGAUAAUUUUCCUGGUUUUUAUGCUAGUAUGAAUCAGAUAUAUAAUAUUAGACAAUCAAUAAGGAGAGAAGAGAUGGAGGGUAGGACUCCCCUUCAACACUGUCUUCAUAUGGCCACAGAACUUAAUUAUGUGGUCUGGACAGACUUGGAUAACGAAGGGCAAUUGAGCAGACUAUUAAUUGCAAAUCCUACCUCUAUCCAAAUGAUACGUACGUGGCCGUAUGUUGUGCUGAUAGAUACAACGUACAAAACGAACAAACAAAAGUGGCCACUAUGUGAAGUGAUCGGAAUGACGCCAACCAAUCACAAUUUCUUGGUUGCGUUUUGUUUGAUGCGAGAUGAGGCGGCUGUGUCGUAUUCGUGGGUGCUGCAGGGAUUGAGAGAUAUUUUCGGCACUGCUCAGACUCCUAGCGUCAUUGUAACCGAUCGAGACGAAGGUUUAUCUGCAGCUAUUCGUGACGUCUUCCCAGAUGUGCGGCAUUUGUUAUGCAUCUGGCAUAUUGGCAACGACGUUGAGAACAUGGUGGACAAGUUGUGUGGCGGCAAGAAAAAUCAACAAGGGCAGGUAUUCAGGAAAAGUAGAUGGAACCCCUUGGUUGAAAGUUCUACGAUCGAGGAAUAUGAAGAUAGAUGGUAA